This is a messenger RNA of Calidris pugnax (ruff), 2312 nucleotides long. RefSeq names its product lymphocyte antigen 6E-like. The transcript has 4 exons. The record is from RefSeq and is a predicted model, not a curated record. Bases 1613 to 2071 code for a protein of 152 amino acids. Lineage: Eukaryota; Metazoa; Chordata; Aves; Charadriiformes; Scolopacidae. Gene Ontology annotation, molecular function: acetylcholine receptor inhibitor activity.
AAUCACACCAGGCUAUCCUUAUUCCCUAGAAUAGGUCUAGCUCUUCAGUUGUUGCCUCAUGACAUCUGGAAGGACUGACACACCUUCUCUGGCAUCCACGGUGGCAUGUAGUCCCCGACUCUGGCAGAACUUCAUCUGUUGGGCAAGAGAUGUGGCUUAUCCUCGCCACGCCCAGAAGGUGUAUGUCCACUGGAGAGGAAUGGUUAGUGCUCAUGGGGUUAUCAGGGCUGACUUCAUCAUCCUGUUGAUCCUGCUUUAUGUCAGCUGUACUGGCAGACCCAGUGGUUUAGUCCUGGUGUCAGAAACCUCAAAAAUAUCUGCAAAUCAACCAAAAAAGCCCAUCCUAAUAAUUUCCCCCUUGUCCUCCCCUGUUUGGUUUUUUUUUCUUAAAAAGGAAGACAGUAUGGGUUUUGGUAUCCCUUUGAACUUCCUCUGGCCAUGCCUUCACUAUGAUGAGCCAUGAUUAGUUCCAUCAAAUGUCCUAAACACCUCUGAUGAGCUUCAGGGAUGCUUCAUCUGACUGAUUGGCCCCCAAGCACUUCAGCCCUCCCCUCAUCAUCUAAACUCUUUCUUCCACAUGUUUUCUGAGCCUCUGCCUCUUCUCCUUCUGCAUCUCCAUCUUCUAAACUCCAUUUAGAUAAAAGUAGAUCCCUGUUCUCUUCCCUGCUGACCAUGUCUUGCAGGGUGGAGAAGGAAGAGGCGGGCAGACAGCCAGUUGCCCAAGUGGCUUUAUUCAGAGGGGCUGCUCCUGCUUUGUCCUCUCUGAUCUUUGGUGGCUAAGGCACGUGGUGACUCACGGAGAUGUCUGCUGAUAUUCAGCACCAAACUUCCAGGUAACUCCUGGGAAACAGAAGUGGGACAGGCAGUCAAAUGGAAGCUCCAGAAGGACUGAAGUUAUCAGCCUCACCCAAAAUAUAAGCAAGUAGAGGAACUGUAAAUGCUGAGAACAUUAUAUCUGACUGGUAUCUAGCAGGACUUUGAAUUGAAGGCUCCAUGUAGGAGGGGGACAAAGAUAUUUUUACUCUUUGCUCAGAUGUAGCAAAGGAGAGCUGUUGAAAAGCUGUAAACCAACCUGCUGUGUCCCAACCUGUGCGUUUAAACCCCAAAACCAUUCCUCUCUUGUGGCAGGUGCUCUCAAAACAAGGAUGCGGAACAUUUAGGACUUUGUCAGUAACCAGCAGCUUUUAUAGGCAAACAGGAAUUUAUAAGACAUUUCCUGUUUAUAUUGCCAACUGUGAAUAUACAGCUCGAUCUACCCUGACUGUAGAUGUUGGGAGUUCUCCAGGUCUAACACUGGAAACGCACUUGGCAACAAUCCACCCAGGUGAAGCCAUUAAUUUAUGCCACUUAUUACCAUUUUGCUUUGAGUAGCUGCCUUCACUGGAGUAUCUGGCCACAGAUAAGAUGAUCAGAUCGGAGCUAAACAGUACAAAACCCUCACUCAGACAUCAGUAGCGCUGCUAUCCCUGACCAUAGAUAAAUUAAAGUAUUAAAAGCAAUAAAUGGAAUGAAUUGCCACAGUGCUUUCACUCCUCUCCGGACCCACCAGACCAGCCUGAAGGCGAUGCCGAGGUGAGAAAACAACCCACAUGCAUUCCUAGCCUGUCAAAUAAUGCAUGAUCCCUGCCCACUCUUUCAAAAUUGUUGUCUUCAUCAUCACUCGGUCCAAAGGCAGGGAAGAUAUAUAUCCUGUCCCCAGGUGAGGGUGCUUUUCCUGGGCUGCGGAGACGACCGAGAGAAGAUGAAGGCCUCCCUCCUUGCCUUGCUGGUUUUGAUCCUCUGCGCAGUUCAAGCAAAUGCCCUGUAUUGCUACACCUGCGAGUGGGAACAAAGCAACUGGAGCUGUCUGAAGGCCGAGAAGUGCUCAGACAAGGAUGAGUACUGUGUGACCAAUGUUGCCUCUGUAGGAAUUGGCUUUUUGUCUUUCUGGAAGAGGAUCACCAAGAAGUGCUCCGAGACCUGCCCACGCCACAACUUCAGCUUGGGCCUGGCUACCUACACCUCAUAUUGCUGCCAAACCUUCUUGUGCAACCUGAGUGCGUGUCCGGGACCCAGGCUUGCUCGGGAUUGAGAUGGCAGGGAGUCUAAUGCCAGUGUCCUUCUUCAUCUGCUCAAUGGUGGUGGGAGAAAGGGGUUCCUGAAGGCCUGAAGAGCAUGAUCAGAUUCCCCCAGGAGGUUACACCAUGCUGCGAGGGCAGAUCUCCGUGCCGGAGGAGCCAUGCUGGGUGAUGCACCUUCCUUUACCUCUUCAUUAGACCGUGAUCUCUUUCAUACCCUAUUUAGGAAUUUGCAUUUUUUUCGCCCUGAAGCAA